GAUAGCUGUAUGGGUGAGUGUGGCGCCUGGAGCUCCGGCCCUCCCUUUCUUCUUUGGCUUGAGGCCCUCCGCCGCCGUCGAGGUGGAAGGGGCACGGCACUACUGACAUAGGCUCGCUUAGCAGUAGCCCUGUGCCUCAUGUUCAUGAAGUUUUACCAUCUAUUUAAAUAAUCAAAAAUGGAAAAUUCUGCAAAAGCAGAGGAAUGUGAAAAGAUCUCUCUGGAAGAGGCAAAAGCAUCACUAGAUUUGGAAACGGAGUCUUCAUUGAGUAGUAGUGAAAACAUGGCCGCUCCUGGGACUGGGCUUUCUGAAACGGCUCUUACUUCUGGACAAGUAGACACACCAAAAAAGAGGAAAAUGGAGUUUGAAGAUGAUCUUGUAAAGGAAAGUUCUAGUUGUGGGGAAGACACUCUGUCCAAGAAAAGAAAGCUUGAUGCUGAAAUUGUCCCAGAGGAAAAAGGUUCUGGUGAUGAUGAAGGCAUUUCAAGGAAAAGAAGAAUGGACACUGAUGAUUUUCCAAAAGAUGGACCUUCCAUUGGAGAUGGCACUCAGAAAAAGAGAAAAAUAGAACUUGAGGAUGUUCCUGAAAAGCGAAAAAGCUUGGAAGAAGGACACAGCUCAGCAGUGGCCGCCCACUACAAUGAGCUUCAGGAAGUUGGUUUGGAGAAGCGUAGCCAAAGUCGUAUUUUUUACCUAAGAAACUUUAAUAAUUGGAUGAAAAGUGUCCUCAUUGGGGAAUUUUUAGAAAAGGUGCGACAGAAAAAAAAAUGUGAUAUCACUGUUUUGGACCUGGGAUGUGGUAAAGGUGGAGAUUUGCUCAAGUGGAAAAAGGGAAGAAUUAACAAGCUAGUUUGUACUGAUAUCGCUGAUGUUUCUGUCAAACAGUGUCAGCAGCGGUAUGAGGACAUGAAAAAUCGUUGUCGUGAUAAUGAAUAUAUUUUCAAUGCAGAAUUUAUAACUGCUGAUUGUUCAAAGGAACUUUUGACUGACAAAUUUCGAGACCCAAAAAUGUGCUUUGACAUCUGCAGUUGUCAGUUUGUCUGUCAUUACUCAUUUGAGUCCUAUGAGCAGGCUGACAUGUUGCUCAGAAAUGCUUGUGAGAGACUGAGCCCUGGAGGCUAUUUUAUUGGCACCACUCCCAAUAGCUUUGAACUAAUAAGACGUCUUGAAGCUUCAGAAACAGAAUCAUUUGGAAAUGAAAUAUAUACUGUGAAAUUUCAGAAGAAAGGAGAUUAUCCUUUAUUUGGCUGCAAAUAUGACUUCAACUUGGAAGGUGUUGUGGACGUCCCUGAAUUCUUGGUCUAUUUUCCAUUGCUAAAUGAAAUGGCGAAGAAGUACAAUAUGAAACUAGUCUACAAAAAAACAUUUCUGGAAUUCUAUGAAGAAAAGAUUAAGAACAACGAAAAUAAAAUGCUGUUAAAACGAAUGCAGGCCCUGGAGCCAUAUCCUGCAAAUGAGAAUUCCAGACUUGCCUCUGAUAAGGUAGAUGACUAUGAACAUGCAGCAAAGUACAUGAAGAACAGUCAAGUAAGGUUGCCUUUGGGAACCUUAAGUAAAUCAGAAUGGGAAGCUACAAGUAUUUACUUGGUUUUUGCAUUUGAGAAGCAGCAGUGAGCACAUACGCAGUAGCACCAGAACAGCUAUGUUCCAUCUUACACAGAUUUGAAUGAUCCAUCUUAGAGAGAUUUGACAACUUUCUAUUUGUUUAUUUUAAUUAUUCUAAAUGUGCAGGAUGCUGCCAGAAACUCCAGUGUUUAAAUUCAACAUUUGCUGUCUGUGACAGAUGAACUUUUGUGUGUGUAUAUAAGAAUGAGUUGGGACCUUUGUCUUUAAAAAUCUAUUUUUAAGUAAUGUUCUAAGAAUUCCGUUUGCCUCUACUCUCUCAGCUCAUAAAAAUUAUAAUAUGACUUGUUACAGCCGCUGAACUCUUUCCACAGUGCUCUGGUUUGUUCAAUGUUUGUUUACAGUAUUAAAUUUAUUACAGUUAUAAAAUUGGUGAGGGAGCAUACUGAUUUGCAGGUGUCUGUGAUCAUUUCUGUAGUUUUGUUAUAUGGUGUUUUUCAAGAUUAAAUGGAUUGUGUUCUGUACAAUUGAAUGUAAGUGUUCAAUAUGUAUUGCUAAAGUUAUGUUUAAAACUAAAUUUUAGAUGGUCAUAAAAGUUACCUAUAAUUUUAGCCAGUUAUAAAUAAUACUUUAUUUGCUAAUAUGAUGCAAUUCUGGAGCUGAAUAGAAACAGUAUAGAUGCCAGCAUAGAAUUGUUUUGGAUUUGGGGGGUUUUCUCUUUCUCUUAAGAAUUUCCUACCAUAGCAAUUAAUGUUCCUAGGUUUCAAGAAUGUAAUUAGACAGAUUUACCUUUCUUCAUUGAACAAAAAUGCUAUAGUUGUUUUUCUUAAGAUUUAAUGAAAACCUCUCCCAUGUAAACCUGUGGCACAUUUUCUUCAGAUUUAUGUAUGGAACUGCAAUGGGAAGAUGUGACUGUAAAAGAAACUGAUAGACUUCAGAUUAAUUCUCCCCAGUGUUCUAUCUAGGUUCUCGGCACUACGUGCUAUAGAUCCCUUCCCCUCUUCGGCCCAGAAAGCAGCAGCUCCUCUUCCUCUAGUACAGCAUCAUGCUUUGCACACUAGAGUCCAGAGUCUCGUCACCCUUCAGAAUUUGUAUUUGCCGUUUCGGAACUGUUAAAAUUGUCAGCCUUGGCUUCUUGCUUGACUGCUCUCGCAAAACUGACACCUGGGUGAACUCUCGUCCUUACUUGACAUCACCAUUUAGGAAACUUGCCACUUUUUAGGUGUAGUGAAAACCUUAAAGAGCAAAGCAGAGCAGUUAUUGCAUAUUGUUUUAAAAGCAUUUAUUUAAAGCAUAUUUAAAAAUACAUUGCUUUCUGUAAUUAUCCAGAGUGGUUAAAAAGUGUAGUCUCUUAAUUCGUUUAUAUAUGUUGAUUGUUCCUGGUAUUAGAGUAGUAAAUCUUUUAGCAAGAGAACACAGGCUACUUAACUUCUCUUCGUUCUGCAAUCUGCCAGUCUCCAAACUGUUACCAGUUUACAGAAAUUUAGUCUUUUUUGCCUUAGUAGUGGUUUGCCAUAAGUGAUUUGGGGAAAUAAAUAAUGGUACUUCUGACUAUGGUGGCUGCUGUUAGCUAGGUAAGAUUUGGUAGUGGUGCUGGGGAGAAGGGGAGGGUGAGGUCUUAGUCUUACAUAUCCAGGUUCAUUUUAGUUCCGGGGAAAGUGCCAGAAAGUAUUUUUGAUUGUUUGGUAGAGUAUGAAAAGCUUCUUUAUUAUUUCCUAUCUUUAUUCUCAUCUAAUGUCUUAGUUAAUUCUAAGCAAGUAAUAAAACAUUUUUAGCCUCUUUCUGCUCCUUCUACUCCAUGAAUAAUUUUGGAGAGAGAAGACUCCCCCAAAGGAUGGAGUACGUGGUGGUAAUACAAAGCAGAGAGAAAAGGAAAGUGGAGUCCCCAGGGCCUUCAGUGGGUAGAAAAGAGCAUAGAGAGCCUGAAUGGAGCAAGCAGGGCUCUGGGGUCUGAGCAAGCUGUUGCGUGUGCGGGUGAGGCACAGAGCCAUGCUCAGAGGAUGCAGAGUUCUGGCUGUUACCUUUUCCUUUGAGCUUUGUUGGCCUUGUGGCCUUCUCUGCUUUUCCGCCACUCCCUGAUGUCUCCUUUCUGCAAUUAAGGUCUGGGCAGUGACUCAAGAAGAACUAUUAGGAAAAGAUAGUCCCUGCCCACCAUCUCCCAUCACCAAGGUAAAAGCUGGUAGGACUUACCCCCACAAACACUGCAGUCUAAAUAUUUGGUGAUUUUCCAUUCAAGACUGUUAGUAACUGUUACGAGAGGGGCAUGGCUUUUCGCUGUUGGGUCAGUGAUUUAAGAAGUUCACGGUGCAGGGCACUCCCAGACAUGUCAUCCAGUUUGUCUUCUGAGGAUAAGAGUAGAAAUAAAGAUCAAAUCAACCAUUGCGGAAAGGACACAACCUGAGAUUGGGAGGAUUGAUCUGGGAACAUGGCUGGAUUGUGGUAUGGCUAAGAACGCUCAAAUUGAAUUCUUUGGGCCUAGACUAUACUAAAGGAAAGGCACCACAUAGCUGCGGUGUUUCGGAAGAGAAGCUGGCCAUUUUCAGCUGCCUCCAAAGGGAAGUUGUCCUAAACUGCAGACUGCUGCAAGCCUGUGGGUAGUGACUGCUCCUUCAGUGCUCCCAAGCCUUUGGUUCUAAUGUGACUCUCCAAAGAAAUUUGCCUUCUGGGAGAGAAGGCAUUGGUUAGAGAUUUUGACUUCCGUGAACUAAUCUGUGUAAUGACUCUGAAAGGUGGGUUGUCAGUACAGUUCCUAGCUUACCCCUUCCCCAAACUUGGAAACUGAAGACCUUAGAUUGCUGUCUAAAUUUGUGUUAACAGCAUUAAGAGGGCAUCAGAGCAGAGGUGUACCAAGUGAGACAGGUUUAGAAGCAGGGUGCGUUGUUGAUGAGCAAUGGAGAGGCAGAAAAAGCUUUGUCAGCUAUCAGAUGUCCAGAUCUCCAGUCCCAUUAACUCUCCUGGGAAUGUAUUCUUCAGCCUGUCUUAGUUUAUUGCUGAGCAUUAUGUUACUUUGAAAUGUCUUCAAGUAUCCUUCUAAUGAAGAUUUGGCUUCUUAUACAGGUCUGCCUACAGGGAGAAAACGCCAGUAUGAAUAUUCUAGCUACUGAACAUUGUUUUUCAUUGUUGAUAAACUUUUCAUUGUCUACCUCAGGCUUUGUGUGUAUCGUGAGCCAGUCACUGCCAAGGUCUCUUCAGGGUCUUCAAAGUAGAGGCCAGAUCAAGGGACCAGGGCCCUAUAGUUUAAGUUAUAUCAAAUGCCUGCAGCGUUUGCUGGCUCUUUGGUCAAAUAGGACGCAUAAGUGUAUGAUGUCACCACCUCCCUAGCUGUAGUUCUCUGGAAUACUACACACCUGAUAAGAAGUUUCUUCAUUUCCCACCCUCUGCCAGAGCAAUGUUGCUGAUUGUUUAAAGGCAAUCAGUGCAAUGACUGCAACACUUCUUUAUUUAGUGAUGUGUUUAUUUAGCAGAUUUAUAGGGGAUGGAGGUUGGAGGACAGCCAACUCUUAUCCUGUCCUCAGUUUCUCCUCAGCUUCCAUUUAGCCCCGAAGCAGGUGUGCCUGUUCCUCACUGCAAUACCGAGCAGAUGUGCCUACCCAGGAGUACUCUCCUCAGUUUGCCUGGGCAGACUUUUGGGUUGGCCCCAAAGCCCUCUGGUCCCUGGACUCAUCCUGCACCAUGCUUCCUUGGGGACAACAUACCUUUGAUAAAGCCAAGUUGACAGCUAAUAUUUAUUAAGCUGCUACCUUAUAUGUCAAUCACUUUUCUAAAUGUUUUAUAUGUGUUAACUCAUUUUGAUCCUUAUAACAACUGUAUAAGGUAAGCACCAGUAUUCCUAUUUUAAUGAUGAGGAAACCAACGCACAGAGAGGAUACAAAUUUGCACGAGGCAGAGCCAAGAUUUGAACACUACUUAUCCCCCAAGUCGGGCCUGCACUCCAGAGGCAUGUUAUUUACCUCCAGGGGUGUUAGAAAGGUUCAGGUGCCUCCUCGCCCAUCCACUACCUGUAGCUUGAAGUGUUAACUAUUGGAGCUCCAUCCUUCUGGUUCAAAACUUUGAUACUUAUUUAAAUGUCCCCUGAAAGGAGUAGUUAGUCGUGAGUAAGAGGCUUUGAGGCACAGAGCAGGAGGGCACCUGAGCUUACUAGGGGAGGAGGGGAAAAAUUGAAGAGUCGCCAGGCAGGAGGCAAAGGUAGACUUGGAUUUCACAUUUGUUAGACCUGCUCCUUCAGCAACCAGACCUGUAGCAAAUCUAGUUUAGUGUGUAUGUUAGGGGGCAGAGUGGGGGAGGUGGUUGUCCUCUCACCCUCACCUUUUAGAAGGAUCAGUUAGGAGUGGCCAAGGGGGAGGCCAAGAGAGAAGGAAUUAUUUCUUUAGUCUGAGCUGAUUGUCCAGGCAGAGGCAAAUCAUUUUGUUGAAGUGUAACAUAUAUACAAACAACUUAGUGAUUUUUCACAAAUGGAACACAUACAAUCACCACCCAGAUCAACAAACAAUAUUACCAGUACCCCAGAAGCUCCCCUCAUGCUCCCUUCUAGUUACUACCUCCCCAAAGGUAACCACUAUCCUGACUUCUAAGAGCAUAGAUUAGUUUUGUCUGUUUUUGGACAUUAUAUUAUUGGAAUCAAACAGUAUGCUUUUGUAUCUGGCAUAUUCACUCAACAUUGUGUUGCGAGAUUUUUGUUGCAUGUAAUUGUACAUGGUUUGUUCUCAUGGCUAUAUAGUAUUCCACUAUGUGAAUAAACCACAUAUUUAUCCAAUGGAUGUUUGGUUCAUUCCUAGUUUGGGAACUAUGAUCAAUAGUACUCUAGCUUCAGAUAUUUUAGUAUAUGAAUUUUGGUGCACAUAGGUACUCAUUUCUGCCUAGGAGUGGAAUUGCAGGGUCAUAGUAGGUACAUUAGGUUCAGCUUUAUUGGAUACUGCCAAAGAGUUUCCACAAUUCCUGUUGCGCCACAUUUUUGCCAACACUCAGUAGUGUCAGUCUUUUUUAUUUUAUUCUGUCAGGCAUGUAGCUGUAUCUCACUGGGGUUUUAGUUUUCAUUUCACUGAUUAUUAAGGUGAUUGAGCACUUUUCAUAUGCUUAUUGGCCUUUGUCCUCUCAUGAAAUAUCUGUUCAAGUUCUUGCCCAUUUUUCUAUCAAGUGAACUAUCUUUGUGUAUCGACUUGUUGGUUUUUAAAAAUAUAUCUAUUCUGGAUACAAGUGCUUUGUUGAAUGUAUGUGUUGUGAGAAUAUAUUUGAUGGAAAGAAACUCUUAAUUUUAAUAUAAUGCAAUUUACCAGU
This is a messenger RNA of Equus caballus (horse), 6837 nucleotides long. RefSeq names its product RNA guanine-7 methyltransferase (gene RNMT). NCBI's taxonomy places the organism in Eukaryota, Metazoa, Chordata, Mammalia, Perissodactyla, Equidae. The record is from RefSeq and is a predicted model, not a curated record. Gene Ontology annotation, biological process: 7-methylguanosine mRNA capping. Gene Ontology annotation, molecular function: mRNA 5'-cap (guanine-N7-)-methyltransferase activity. Gene Ontology annotation, cellular component: nucleus.